Messenger RNA from Closterium sp. Naga37s-1, 711 nucleotides. The record is from the annotation of a GenBank genome assembly. NCBI's taxonomy places the organism in Eukaryota, Viridiplantae, Streptophyta, Zygnematophyceae, Desmidiales, Closteriaceae.
AUGGCUGUAGAAGGCGAUGCAUCGCCGCGUCAGCCGCCACAUGUGAAUGGGUCGGGACGAAACGGGUCAGAGGGGAGCGGAUCCGCAGAAGAGGCGCCACUCGAUUCGCAGGCGUUAGAGCGGGAAGAGAAGCAAGUGUCGGGUGACAAAGCGGACACGCAAGGUUCAGGGGAAGCCGUGAAGGCAGCAGAGCGGGCAGAGCGGGAAGCAGGUGACGCUGCAGUGCGGACGGACAGUCACGGCCAGCGGCCGACGGAGGCUGCUGCUGCUGGAGCUGGCGAUGCGCACGCGGCUUCUGAGUCGCCCCGAAAGGCCGCUGCUGGCGAUGCUCAGGCAGCAAUCGAGUCGCCUCGAAAGUCCGGUAGUGCUGGCGCUGGCGCUGGUCAGGCAGUGCCUCGUGGCGGCGACGCCACGGUCAUUGCUGAAGCAGACGGUGAGCAGCCGUCGCAGGCGAGCAGCCGUCGCAGGUGGGCAGCCGUCGCAGGUGAGCAGCCGUCGCAGGUGAGCAGCCGCGCAGGUGAGCAGCCGUCGCAGGCGAGCAGCCGUCGCAGGCGAGCAGCCGUCGCAGGCGAGCAGCCGUCGCAGGCGAGCAGCCGUCGCAGGCGAGCAGCCGUCGCAGGCGAGCAGCCGUCGCAGGCGAGCAGCCGUCGCAGGCGAGCAGCCGUCGCAGGUCGCCAAGCCCCCGUCGUAGCUCCCAAUCUGCCCCGCUAA